AUGACUCUCGACCCUACUAUACCCAAUGAGACCCCUACUGUAGAUGCUGUAAUACCAGUACAGCCUGUUGUGCAGGAUUCACAACUAGCUCCCACUACACCCACCCAACGGAAUAGUUCUGUGGAUGAUGGAACUAUCAUCCCUGCUGCAGAACUAGUGCUAUCGCAGUCUGCCUUGCAGGACUUGCAGUCAGCUAUCAUUGACACUCCCAUUAAAUGGGAUAGCUCCACUUUAUUACCCUUCACAACACUUGCGCUUAAAACUGGUGAAAAGGUCCCUUCCUUAUCGCGAUGUCGAGUUGACACUCUGAACGCCAUGGGCAAGGAGAUGCAAGACCAUGUCGUUGGCCUGAUGUCAGUGGAGAAUUUCCUUGACGAGUUCCUACCAAACCCAGACAAUCAUGACCCUUCGGACUUCACUACGCACUUCACCUCAGCCUACAAUACUGGAGUAUUUGAUAUGCAAUCCGUUACAAAAGAGGAGAAUUCUUACGAUCGAUUCAUGAGUGAACCCGCACCUAUCAAUGCUAUACGACCCUUUGCUCCCCAAUUAUCAUUCGUGAACACGUCCAGACAUUCAGAUACGCAGAACUGUUUGUUGUUCACAUUCAACAUCAAACCAGAUGUAUGUGUAUAUGCUGACGGAACAUCUCGCAGCUGCAAUAUUUCCAAAUUCAAAUUGAACAUCGAAUUCAAAUGGAAUGAUGCACACGACACAUUCAGCAAACAUUCUGGGAUUGAUAAGCCCAUUGUCUCUCAGACCGACAAGGGCUUCGACACAUUGGCUUGGUGCUCAAUAUUGCACUCACGCAUUCUCAGAUGGGAUAGGGAGGGAGUUAUCAUUACGGGUUCCUUCGAUUACAAUGACAAGCCAUACUUAGCCGACUUUUUUUAUUGUUAUGCACGAGCAUCGCCUGAAAUGCAUGGUGUCAAUAUAUCUGUGACGCCUGCUAGUGCCAAGGAUGCUGACCUUGCAAGGACGGUGUUAGGCCUUCCAACUACCACACGCAUGUUCAAAGUUGCAGUCCCUGAGGAUCCUGACAUCGAGGACUCUAGCCAGCUGACAUUGAUUAUCCCCCAGCCUGUUGCCAGAGGUUUUCCGCCUGUUGGCCAUUGGACUCGCACAUGCCCUGCAUUUGACAUCCUCAAUAAGAAGAUCAUGAUGUUCAAAGACUCUUGGCGCAUGUCGAUAAAGGAUGUCCUACCUGAAGGCGAGACCUGUAAAUUAUUAAUGUCACACAAAGUUCACAAUAUUGCAAGAUGCAUUGCAUUUCACAAUGUAAUCCACCCUAUCCCUCAGCAAAACACUCAGACUGUCAAGUCUGGAAGCGCUGAAUGGGCAUGUCCCAACAAGGCUGUCACUCCACACACUCUUCACCGCCUCGCCCUUGAUAUCGUGGGCGAGAAAUUGAAUGACUUUCAGAGUUCCAAACAACUUGUCCAAUCUAUCCCCCACCAGGAUGUGUAUGAAAAUGCAAAGAUAUUGCAUCAAGACCUCAGUGUUGGGAAUAUCAUCAUCUACCGAGGGCAGGGCUUCCUCAUCGAUUGUGACCUAGCAAAGCUACUCACUAUUCAGGGUCCUCAACAAACGACUCGCACUGGAACAUGGCAGUUCAUGUCUGCUCAUCUCGUCAAGCAUAGCCGCGCGAUCCAUACUGUUGAGGAUGACCUCAAGUCGAGCCUCUACAUCAUUCUGUGGACAGCUCAGAUGUUCAAGGAGAGCUACAUGAGCAUCAUUGACCAGACACAAUUCAUAACGCAGGUCUUGGAUGCUGAUCCAUUGGUGGGGUCUGGAGGAUGCGCAAAAUCGAGCUGGCUUGUCGCAAGAACAUAUUUUCCGCAGGAUAUAUUUGUCGACUGCAAACCGCUUGACAGUGUUAUCCUUGAACUUGCUCAGUUCUUCUCACAUAGGUACUCCAUACUCCCCCCUGAAGAGCAGGAGGAACUUGCGCAACUCUGGAUCACAUUCAAGCACCUUUUUACUGAAGAGCCUGUACAGAUGGCAGGACAUCAGAAAAUGAUAGAUUUCAUGCAAAACAUAAUGUCGAAGCUGCCUGCUUACAAGAAGGAGGUGGGUAUGCGAGUCCUGCACUCACACGACUCUGUCAUCAAGAUUUACAACAAGUAUCUUGAGGCACCUGGCUGGCCUGUUCAAGAUGCAGCUGUGCUGCAAAAACUGCAUCUGAGCGACAAGAAAACUGGACAUUGCAUGUACACAAAGUCGCUAUGCCUCUUGCAGGACGUGACACCAGUGCAGUGA
Molecule: messenger RNA, 2259 nt
Organism: Suillus plorans
Lineage: Eukaryota; Fungi; Basidiomycota; Agaricomycetes; Boletales; Suillaceae
Exons: 7
Coding region: 1-2259 (752 amino acids)
Source: RefSeq, a predicted model, not a curated record